AUUCUGACAGUUGUGGAAUUUUCUGAGAAAUAAUCACACCUGAAGGCACGAAAUGUUUCGAUUUUGAUUGAAUAAAGUGAUAUUUUCUCAUGUGCAAGGCAUAUCGAUAGGAAGGAAUGUUCCCGAUGUUGCUAUUUCAGAAAGAAAACAGGCGUUAAUUGAAGGUUAAUUGGUGGAAAUUGGAAUCGAGUUGAAAACCACAGGUAACGGUGCUCGGAUUCCAAGAUGGCGGAGAAGGGGGACAGUGGGGGAUCGGAACAAGAUGACAUCUCCUUCCUUAGAACAAAUGACAUGGUAUGUCUGAGCUGUCACGCAGCCCUCUCCCGUGACAGUCCGAGUGAUCGGGUAAACCUUGCAGCCGAGGGCUUUGGAAACCGCAUGUGUUUCCUUGAGAAAGUCUCCAGCAAGGACAUUCCUCCGGACAUAUCGGUGUGUGUGUUUGUUCUUGAGCAAGCACUUUCGGUCAGAGCCUUACAGGAAAUGGUCACCUCUUCCUCCCAGGAUUCAACAGCAGCUCAGUCAGGCCACAGAACAUUACUUUAUGGACAUGCCGUUCUUCUCAGACACCUUCAUAGCAACAUGUACCUUUCCUGUCUGUCCACAAGCUCUUCCAACGACAAACUGGCCUUUGAUGUUGGUCUUAACGAAGCAGCACAAGGAGAAGCAUGUUGGUGGACCAUUCACCCGGCAAGCAAACAAAGGUCAGAUGGUGAGAAGGUCAGGGUUGGUGAUGACCUUAUCCUGGUCAGCGUAUCCUCCGAGAGGUACCUGCACAUUGGCAGCAACUCAGACGUGAUUGCGUCCUUCCAGCAGACACUAUGGACGGUUGUACCCAUGAGCUCCGGAGCCAUCCGUGUCAAAUCAAUGGGUUUUGUGUUUGGCGGUGAUGUGUUGCGGCUGUUCCAUGGACACAUGGAUGAAUGUCUCACCAUUCCGGAGGCUGGCAGUGACAACGAAUUCAACUGCGUGAUGUACGAGACUGGAGCAGUGUGCAGUCACGCAAGAUCACUGUGGAGACUGGAGUUUAACAAAACCAAAUGGGCUGGUGGGUUCAUGGGCUGGGGUCAACAAGUGCGUAUUCGCCAUGUGACCUCUGGCCGUUACCUUGGAAUCACCCAUGAUCACAAUGUGGUAACCGUGCACCGUGGGAAGGCUGACGAAGAUACAGCAUCCUUCUAUCUUAGGCAAACUAAAGAUGAUAAAAAGCAGUCAGAGGGACAUGAAGACGAGGGUAUGGGAAAGUCAGACCUCAAGUAUGGCGACUCUGUGGCGUUCUUCCAGCACUGUUCCACUGGUCUGUGGCUUUCUUACCAGACAUUCGAGACAAAGAAAAGGGGCGUCGGCCGUGUUGAGGAGAAAAAGGCUGUGAUGCUGGUGGAGGGCCACAUGGAUGAUGGCAUCACGCUGUCUCGCGCCCAGGAGGAGGAGUCGCGGUCUGCCCGUGUCAUCCGCAAGUGCCAGUCCCUCUUCAAUAGAUUCAACAAGGCCCUGGACUUGCUCCGCAGUGAAGGUCGCACAUGUAUCGCGUGGUCCCGUAUCAGGUUGUCGGAGGUGGUCAAGUGCCUUACAGAUCUCAUAGACUACUUCCAGCAGCCUGCAGACGAUGAAGAACAUGAGGAGAAACAGAACAAGCUACGUGCACUGAGAAAUCGACAGGACCUCUUCCAGGAGGAGGGCAUGAUUGCACUGAUUCUGGAGACCAUCGACAAGUUUGGCCAGUACAAGAGCAAGCGCCAGUUUGCCCACUACGCGGGCGAGGAUGCUGCCAACAAGUGGGACGAUAUCUCUGGAUACCUGUAUCUACUCCUAGCUGCUAUGAUCCGCGGUAACCGUGCCAACUGUGCCCAGUUCGCCCAGUCAUACAGGCUGGACUGGCUCGUUCACCGACUAGAAAGUCAGAUGUCUUCAAAAGGUGUGCUGGAUGUGCUCCACUGUGUUCUGAUAGACUCUCCAGAGGCCCUGAACAUGAUUAAGGAGAAACACAUAAUCACCAUCAUCUCUCUCAUUGACAAACAUGGCAGAGAUCCUAAAGUUUUGAACGUGCUCAAGUCACUGUGUGUGGGUAACAAUGUUGCUGUGAGAACAAACCAGAACCUGAUCUGUGAUAACCUGCUGCCAGGUCGAGACCUGUUGCUCCAGACAAAACUGGUGGACCAUGUGUUUAGCAUGAAGCCAAACAUCUAUGUGGGCCUGUGUGACGGGUCGUCCAUGUACCGGCGCUGGUACUUUGAGGUGGUUGUCGAUCAGUUUGAAUGGAGCUCUCACCUGUCGCCUCUUCUCCGUAUUGGCUGGGCCAACAGCAGUGGGUUCGUGCCUUACCCCGGGGCCGGUGAGGGUUGGGGAUGUAACGGCGCUGGCGAUGACCUCUACUCCUUCGCCUUUGAUGGCGUGUCUCUCUGGACUGGUGCAAAGCCGAAGCCAGUGCGGGAAGCCCACCAAGUGUUCAAGAAGGGAGAUGUGGUCGGCUGUGCUCUUGACCUCACCGUGCCCUCUAUAUCGUUCACACUCAAUGGGGCACCUGUCAUGGGACUCUUCAAAGACUUCAACGUAGAUGGGCUCUUCUUUCCGGUCAUCUCUUUGACUGCCUGUGUUAGUUGUCGGUUUGUGCUUGGUGGAGACCAGGGGAAAAUGAAGCAUGGUCCACCACCCAACCACUCCCCAGCCAUCGAGUCCCUCCUACCCAAGGAGAAACUCAAGAUCCAGCCAUGCUUCUACUUGGGUGACGUCCAGAAAAACAUCAUCAGCGGGCCCACAGAGGUCCUGGAUUAUGCUCCAUUUGUGCCCCAGCCUGUGGACACUAGCAAUGUCCAGCUUCCAGUGUAUGUGGAAUCUGUGCGUGACAAGCUGGCGGAGAACCUACAUGAGGUCUGGGCCAUGAACAAAAUUGAUCAGGGCUGGUCCUGGGGUGAGAUAAGGGAUGACCCGCGCAAGAAGAACCCCAGUAUCACUAGCUUUGAGAAACUGCCCAUGUCUGAGAAGAAAUACGUCAUUACUGUCUCAUUUGAAACUCUUAGAACUCUGCUGGCUUUAGGAUACCAUGUCUCCAUGGAAACAAAGGAAUCAAAGACCAACAGAAUGAAAAUGAUCAAACUGAGCUCUGAUUUCCUACAAGCAAAUGGGUACAAGCCAAUGCCACUAGACUUGUCAAGUACUGAGCUGGAUGAGAAGAUGAGCGACCUGGUUGACCUACUGGCUGAGAACACCCACAAUGUCUGGGCAAAGGAUCGCAUCAAACAUGGAUGGACUUAUGGAUUGUAUGAGGACCCAGUGAACAAGAGAAGUCCACAUUUAGUGCCUUACAGUAAAGUUGAAGAACAUAUCAAAAGAGCAAACAGGGAUUCUGCGGGCCAGACAGUGAAGACAAUAUUGGCAUACGGCUACCAGCUGGAACCCCCGACCACAGAGCUUGGGGAGGCUGCCAGGCCACAGUCAGGCAGCAAACUUGAAUACCAUUUGGCAACCCACGGCCUAAUGAAAGACAAAGACAUCCCAGCCAUGAACAGAAUCCAUGCAGAGAAAAUGAAGAAGACGAGGACAUAUCGAGCACAGCUCACCUACGCUGUCAAGUCUGGGAAGUGGUACUACGAGUGUGAGGUGUUGACGACAGGCUACAUGAAGAUUGGCUGGGCACUGGAAUCUGCCAGCCCCGCGGAGGAGAUCGGCAUGGAUGGGUUGUCCUACGCAUUUGACGGCCUCUGUGGUCGUAAGUGGAAUAUGGGAGCGGAAUUCUAUGGUAAGACUUGGAACACGGGAGAUGUGGUUGGCUGUAUGCUGGAUCUACACGACAAAACUCUCACAUUUUCCCUGAAUGGUGAACUGAUGAUGGACUCGAUGGGCCAGGAGAUUGCCUUUAGGAACAUCGACGUCGACGAGGGUUAUGUCCCAGCCCUAACCCUAGGGGCUUAUCAGCAGAUCAAGCUCAACUUUGGCCAGGACGUGAACACGCUAAAGUACUUCACAUGUUGUGGACUCCAGGAGGGAUAUGAACCGUUCUGUGUGAACAUGACGCGUAUGAUGACCUUGUGGUAUACCAAGGACCAGCCUGCGUUUGAGACGGUCACUCCGGCCAAUGCUAACGUUUCUGUGUCCAGAAUUCCAGGAGGAGCGAAUGUAGCCCCUUGCCUAAAGGUGACCUCCAAGACAUUCGGGAGCCUGGACGAGGUGAAACUGGAGUACCUGAGACUCAGUCUCCCUGUACGCUGCAAGAACACAUUUAUUCCUAGUCGUGAGAAGGCAAGUCAACAGAUGGCGCUUGAGCGCCGCAUGAAUCUGGAGAACAUUCGUCGACGGGAACUUGACAUUGAAGAGGAACAAGAUGGUGGCACUGACAACGGCACCGAGAACUACAGUGAUGCCAACAUGAGUGAUGCUUCCAUCGAGAGGGGUAGUAAAGUCAUAGCAGAUGCCUUGCGAAGACUGGUUAAUCGUGCCAACACUAAUGAAACCAGUCCAUAUGCUGUGAUCAGGAACCAGUCUAACAAUCUGCAAACCAGUCCAAGCAUGGCUAACCAGACUAACUUGCAUGAAACCAGUCAGGAAACUGAUAGUACCUCUAACACUGACGGAAAACCAUCAUCACCUGUUUUACAAAUAAAAAAAGGCAAAAAGACAAAACAUAAAGAUAAAGAUAAAACUAAAGAUAAAGAUAAAGAUAAAACUAAAGAUAAAGAUAAAGAUAAAACUAAAGAUAAGGAUAAAACUAAAGAUAAGGAUAAAGAUAAAACUAAAGAUAAGGAUCAAAGCCACAAGAAAGAAAAAGAAGUGAAAUUAAGUGAUGGACAAUUAUCUAAAGCCUCGCCAAGUAGUAAAGGAUCUGAAAAUUCACAGAAUGCAAAUUCCAUGACUGGUACACAUUCGUCAAAAACUAGUAAUGAUGAUGACUUGUCCCUAGCAGGCAUGAGUCACAGCUUCACAGAUGACACAAUUGACAGCCGAAGGUCAAAGACAAAGGCGAAAUCACUGAACCGUGGUCACUCGCUGGAGGAUAGUGUUCCGGAUGGAGGUCGUGGGGGCAUGAAGGCUGCAGCCAGUGAGUCCAUGCUGCUGGGCGACUCCAGCACCCUCGGGUUACCUCGAGAUGAAAGGAAGGCCUCUAGCUCCAAGCUGUCACUCCUUGGCGAUAAACUGGGAGAUGCUGCCCGAAUUUUUGCUGACAAGAGUGGUGCCAAAAAGCCCAAGACACCUUUCUCGAUGUUUAAGAAGAAGCCGUCAAGGGAUCCGUCUCCAAAUGACCGGAGCAGGACACGCAGCACAGAGUAUGGAGGAAGUUUGGACAGGAAGUCCGGCUUCAGGUCCGGAGCGGGACGAUCACCAAACAGAACCACGACCCUACCCAUCACAAGGAUCAGUGAUGAAGGAGAUGGUAACGGCACUACUGGAGGUCCCAUAAUUGGCCUAGAUGCCCCAAGUGCCAUUAUCCCAUACGAGUUCCGGGAGGGAAUGGGUCGAGGAAGGGACUUCAGCAGUGACGGCUCUGACCCUGACCUCUCCGAGGCGGACUUGAUUGAGAUGAAUGCGUGGGCAGAACAUGUGGACGAGUAUUUCUACUCUGUGCGGAUCUUCCCUGGACAGGAUCCCAGCCAGGUGUAUGUCGGCUGGAUGACCCCGGGCUUUCAUAAUCUUGAGAAAUCAUUUGAUACAAAGAAAAACAGACAUGCAGUUGUCUCCCUUCUUGAUCAAGACUUCAGAAUCAAAACAAGUGUUGGUCGUAAGAACUGCUACAUGGUGUGUGCGGGGGAUCUACAACAGCGCUACGGCAACAGCAGCAGCCAGGAUGUCUCUUCAAAGCGUGCCUCUCCCGGCCUACUUAUUGGCUGCACCAUAGACACCUCAACCGGCGUGCUAGCUUUCUCAGUGAAUGGGAAGGAAGUAGCCAACAAGUUCCAGGUUGAGCCAGGAACCAAGCUGUUUCCGGCAGUGAUCUGUGAGCCCACCAUCAAGGAGAUGCUGCAGUUUGAGCUGGGAGCUACCAGGAAUGCCCUUCCAUUGUCGGCUGCUGUGUUCCGAGGGCCGAAGAGUGUGGUUCCAUCAUGCCCGCCACGGCUAGAUGUACAGACGCUUACCCUGAACUCUUGGUCACGUGUGCCGCACAACACCUCCUACGUCAAUUCACUGAAACUCUCAGACCUACGUGGAUGGAGCAUGCUCUCUGAUACAACAGUUCCCAUGAUGGCACUGUACAUCCCGGAGGAAGACAAGUCUCUAGAUAUCCUCGACCUGAUAGAGCACCCACACAUACUCAGUUUCCAUGCUACAACACUAGAGCUAUACCAAGCAGUGUGUUCCCAUGGCAACCACAAUGUUGCCAACAUUCUGACAAGCCACGUGGACAUACUCCAGUUGAUGUUUUGUAUUCAGAGCGAGUAUCUGUCAGGCCCACUGAGGGCUGGAUUUCACGAUCUCCUCAUUUCCAUGCAUCUGGACUCCCACACAAGAGCUAGGGAGAUGACAGAGAGGGAGUACAUAAUUCCGCUGACUGACCAGAUGUUGUCAUUGAGCCUGUAUCGCCAGCUGAGCCCAACCAGCGAUGGGCCUUCCAUCAAACAUACCAUACCCAACAUGGAUGCCAGUGUCUCUAUCAGACCGAAACUCACCCUGCAGAAGAAGGACAUUGAAACCAGGAACGAGUCAAAGAUCAAAGCAGAGACAUCCCCGUUUUUCCCAAUGGACCGGCUGAAGACGUACAUGAUGCAGGCCCUCACUGAUGCUGUGGAGAGAGGGGCCGCCCAUAUACGCGACCCCAUUGGGGGAAGCAACGCCAACUUGUUUGUGCCGCUACUGAAGACCCUGGACAAUCUGCUGGUGAUGGGUCUGCUCACGGACGAUGACAUGCACCAGCUACUCUUCCUCAUUGACCCAGAGACCUUUGAUGCCGCUGCUAGAGGGAAGGGUGUGGGGCAGGGCCUGCUGCACAUGAAGCUUGCAGAGCCAGUGAAAUUUGAAGUAUGCCGUCUCCUGCAACAUCUGUGCGACCUUCAGCUGAGACACAGGAUAGAGUCCAUCAUUGCCUUCUCACGUGACUUUGUCGGAGUGUGCCAAAAUGACCAACUGCGACGUUACAACGAGAUCAAACAGGCAAACCUUCCCUCGUCCAUUGCAGCGAGGAGAACAAGAGAAUUCAGGUGCCCUCCCAAUGAACAGAUGAGGAACCUGCUAGCCUUUAAGAUGGAUAGGGAAGAGCUGAUUCAAAACUGUCCAUGUCACACCGAUAUACGGGAACUGCUUUGGAACUUCCACAACAAUCUGCUGAAACACUGCUCCAUGCCAACAGCCAUCAAUGAAGAGGUGGGGCCUGGAGAGGGGGCUGGGGUGGAGACUGUGCCCGACAGCCCAUCCGUAACGGACAGACUCAUGGCCCUUGUCUGGAAGGCGAAGGAGGAGGAGACUGCAGAGGGGAAUGGCAAGAAAAAUGGCAAAAUUGACUCCCUUCAGAAGCUGAUCCAGAAGACGAUGGUGAUGUGGGCGGAGGAUACCUUCAUCUCCUCUGCAGACCUCGUACGCGAGAUGUUCUCACUGCUUCAUCGGCAGUACAAUGGCAUUGGAGAGUUACUCGAGGGCCUGGAGAAAGGUUAUGUUAUCAGUAGCUCGAGUGAGACAGACAUCAACAACCUUCUGAAGGCCCUUGGCAAUAUCCGCUCUCUGCUGCUUGUCCAAGCGGGCCCAGAUGAGGAGGAGCUUAUGAAAAACAGCCUCAAAGACCUGAUGGACAACAAGGUGUUCUUCCAGCACCCUGACCUUAUGCGGGCGCUGUGUCUGCAUGAGACUGUCAUGCAGCUGAUGGUGAACACAUUGAAUAAGGCCCAGCAGCAGCAGAGUGCAGCUGGGGGUGACAACACCACCAACCAGCGACGCCAGUCCACCGUCCCUGCUGGUGCCCUUGAUAACAACCUUAUGGAAACAAGCAAGGAUGCUGCUGCGGAGAUGGUCGUCAUGUGUUGUCGGUUCUUGUGCUACUUCUGCCGAACCAGUGGCCAGAACCAGCGUGCCAUGUUUGAACAUCUUAGCUAUCUCCUGGAUAACAGCAGCAUGUUGCUUGCACGCCCAUCUUUGCGUGGCUCAUGCCCCCUAGACGUGGCCUACAGCUCUCUUAUGGACAACAAUGAGCUGGCACUGGCAUUACGAGAGGCCCAUUUGGAGAAGAUCGCCAUUUACCUGUCCCGCUGUGGCCUCCAGUCAAACGUGGAACUCCUCGAGAAAGGGUACCCUGAUAUUGGCUGGGACCCGGUGGAGGGAGAGAGAUACCUCGACUUCUUCAGGUUCUGUGUAUGGGUCAAUGGUGAGACUGUUGAGGAGAAUGCCAACCUGGUAGUACGACUGCUGAUCCGACGCCCAGAAUGUCUCGGCCCUGCCCUACGUGGAGAGGGAGGAGGACUUCUCAAGGCAAUGAAAGAUGGCAUUAAAAUGUCUGAACAGAUUGCCGCAGCCCGUGACGGAGCCUCUUGCAUGUUCCUCUCAGCCAUGAAUGAUGAUGAUGACUCAGAUGGGAAAUAUCUCUUCCAAAGCAAGUUUGACUUCUCCACCUUACCCCCUGAGGAUGAUGAAGACUACGUCGACAUGGGUGGGGCGAUCUUAAACUUUUACGCAGGGCUUGUAGAUCUGCUUGGGCGGUGUGCCCCAGAUGCGGAGUCAAUCAAGGCAGGCCGGAGUGACGCCCUGCGGGCACGAUCCAUUCUGCGCUCUCUCGUCUCCAUGGAGGACCUAGAGGGUGUCCUCGGUCUUCGAUUUAUUCUGCCAGUUGGAGGAGAUGGAGAUGGUGCAUUUCCACCUGGCCUGCUACCACCCCACAAGGCAUCAAUUGUGAUGUUCCUGGAGCGGGUUUAUGGCAUCGAGCACCAGGCCACAUUCUUCCGGCUUCUUGAAGACUGCAUUCUGUCCGACCUUCGGGCUGCAACCACACUUGAUAUGGCUGCCUCGUCAGAAAGCGACAUGACCCUGGCAUUGAACCGUUAUCUGUGUGGUUCGGUGCUUCCCCUGCUAACAAAGCACAGUCACUUCUUCAUGGAUGCCGACCACAUGUCAUCUCUCCUGGAGUCCACCCUCAAUACCGUAUACCGGCUGUCCAAGUGUAACUCCCUCACAAAGAACCAGCGAGAGAUGGUCUCCGACUUCCUCGUCGCCUUUACCAACCAGCUGCGCCCUCCAAUGAUGGCCAAGCUGCUGCGGAAGAUGGCUGUUGAUGUGCCUGCUCUCAAUGAAAACACUGUGGUACCCUUGAGGGUGUUGACAGCAUACUACGAGAGGUGUGGUCGGUACUACAGCCACGGUGGGUGGGGCUCAUUUGGGGCUGCCAGCGAUGAGGAGAAAAAGCUAACCAUGAUGCUUUUCUCCGGGAUUUUUGACUCUCUUUCAACAAGGGCUUAUGACCCAGAGCUGUUUUCCAAGGCCUUGCCAUGCCUGUCAGCGAUUGGCUGUGCCCUGUCACCCGACUACUCUCUGACAAGUCACGAUGACAGCUGGUACCACAAGGCGAUCGCCGAGUCUGAGGCUGUCUACAAUCCCAACCCCAUUGAUACCUCCAGGGUACAUUUGAACCAGUCAUUAGAGACGGCCUGUAACAAGUUUGCUGAGCACUUCCAUGACACAUGGUCUUUGAAAAAGAUUGAUGAAGGCUGGACAUUUGGUAGCACUUUUGAUGAAGACAGGAAAUAUCAUCCGAUGAUCAAGCCUUACCACAUGUUGGGAGAUAGGGAGAAGAACAAGUACCUGCAGCCAAUGAGAGACUCUGUGAGGUCAGUGAUUGCGUGGGGCUGGGCCAUGGAGCAGGACCAGGCACGGCUCACGGCCAACAGGGAGUCCAUGAAGAGGCGAAUGUCAAAGGAUGUGUUUGACCAUGGGUACAGUCCACGACCUUACGACCUCCGGAAUAUGACCUUGACCCGGGAGAUGCAGACACUAGCGGAAAAACUGGCAGAAAACUCACAUGACCUUUGGGCCAAAAGAAAGAAACUUGAGCUUGAGGAAAUUGGUGGAGGAGUACACCCACAGCUUGUCCCAUAUGACAUUCUGACAGAGAAAGAGAAGAAGAAAGAUCGUGAACAUGCGCAUGAAUUGCUAAAGUUCCUCCAGUUCCUUGGAUUCAGGGUCCACAGCAAUGAUAUGGACCUGGACAGCAAGGGUCAACGCAAGAAAUCAACUUCCAGACCGUCCAAGGACUCCGAGGCCGACAGCGGUGUGGGGGUUACAGCUAUGGAGAAGAGGUUCGCGUACAGUCUGCUGGAGAAACUGCUCAUGUACUUUGAUAAAGCUUCUAUGAGCAUGACUCAGACACGGUCAAGCUCUCGGUACAGCCGGAGGGGAAGUUUUACCACCGCUACUGAGGAUGUCAAGUUCUUUGGCAAGGUUGUGUUGCCGUUUGUGGAGAAGUAUUUCCGGGCACAUCGGGAGUACUUUGUUGGUGGACCUAACGCCCCAAACACUGGAUCCAUGGCCUCAAUCAAAGAAAAGGAAAUGACUGCCAGUCUGUUUUCUAAGCUUACGUUCACCCUGCGUACGAAGCUGAUGGCAUUUGGUCACGAUGUGAACAUCUCUGUCCGAUGUCUGCAGGUCCUCAUACAGGCCGUUGAUGCCAGGACAGUGGUAAAGAACAGCCCUGAGAUAAUCCGAUCGUCAUUACUGCCAUUCUUCAACAAUGCCGCUGAUGACCUUGCGAACCUCGUUGAGAACUUACAGAAUGGUCGGUUCAGCCAUGUGAAGGGCACGAUCACGCGUGGGGCCACCAGCCUCAACUAUGUUCACAUGGUCCUGCUGCCCGUCCUCUCGUCAUUGUUUGACCAUCUUGGCAGAAACAAGUUUGGGCCUGAUCUCAUUGUGCAAGACGUCCAGCUGGCGUGUUACCGGAUCCUGAACUCCCUCUACAUUCUGGGAACCAGUAGCAGCGAGUUCCUCACCAGAGAAACCAUUGCAUCAGAAUUGUCCAGACAUCGGCCAGCUCUUGGGGAGUGCCUGAGCUCGUAUGCGGGCUGUUUCCCCGUCGCCUUCCUCGAGCCUAAGAUGAACAAGUACAACAAAUACUCCAUCCUGUUUGGACUCGAGGGCAAAAUAUCCGAGCAUUCUCUCGAGGCCCAGGAGGUGAUGGACCUUCUACAGGAGACUUUACCGCCUCUAGAGAACAUUGUUGCGGAGAUUGACACCCUUGCCGAAUCGGGGGGCAAGUAUAUGGAGGCCCCUCAUGUCAUAGAGGUCACCCUGCCCAUGGUGUGCAGUUACCUCCCAUACUGGCUUCAGAACGCUCCUGCCAUACAGGGUACAAACCCUGUUAGCACAGUGACGGUAGAUUUGAUGAACCGAGUGUUGGGCAACGUUCUUCACCUGAUCAGCAACAAUGUAGGAGCCGAGGAUGCACCAUGGAUGAACACCAUUGCAUCACGUGUACAGCCAAUCAUCAGCAGUUCUCAGCCAGACAUGAUAUCAGACCACUUCCUGCCGAUUGCAAAGAAGAUUCGUGACAAUGCGAUGGUCGUAGAACACAAGGAGAAACAGCUUUACCUGACAAAGAUGCACCAGUCUCAAAACGAUGAUGACUCUGAUAUGGAGGCUGACGUACAACUGGCUUUUAGUAUCUUGGUUCGAGACAUCUACGCAUUCUACCCCCUGCUGAUCAAGUAUGUGGACCUGCAUCGGUCCACCUGGCUCAAGAAUCCUACCUCCGCUGCUGAAGAGCUUUUCACACUCAUUGCAGACAUCUUCCUUCUCUGGUCAAAAUCUAUUUUGUACAAGCGUGAGGAGCAGAACUUUGUCUUGUCUAACGAGAUAGACAACAUGGCCCUGAUUAUGCCGAGCCAGACGAAGCCAGUGGUUGCACAGAUGGACCCGGGGAUGGAGUCCAAGAAACCCACAGGCAAGAAGCGAGAGAAGAAGCGUCUGGAGCCUCACAACAGUCUCAAUGUGGCCUGUCUCAAACGGCUCCUGCCCAUUGGUCUAAGCUUCUUCAGCGGACGUGAACAAGAAUUGCUGCAGACGGUCAAACAGAAACUGAUUGAUGACCCAGAUGCAGAUCUUGAAGAUUUCCUUGUAAAAAUACUUGAAGAAGUGGAAGGGCCUAUAGAUGAGAAGAUAAAGUGGCAGAAGGUUCUGUACCAGAAGAUUGGUGGCGGGACAGGCAACGAGGGCGACCAGAACCGUGUCAUUGAUCGUAUCAUAUCCAUGGCCAAGGUCAUGCAUGGGCUACAUACGGUGGAGCAUCCUAUGGGUCACCACAAAAACGUAUGGCGAAAGGUCGUAUCCACGCAGAGGAAGAGGGCAGUGAUGGCCUGCUUCCGUAUGAUCCCGCUACACAACCUACCCAAGCACCGCUGUAUCAACUUGUUCCUGAAGUGUUACCGGACCCAGUGGCUCGACACAGAGGAGUAUGAGAAAAAGAUCCUGAUUGAUGACCUCACCCGGUCAGAUGAAGAUGAGGAAGAGGCUGGAGAGAAGAAGGAGGACGAGGAGGAGCGUCCUGACCCUCUAAAGCAGCUUAUCACAUGCCUCUCCCGUGCAGCCACCAAGGAACAACAGAGCUCCAUGCCGGAGGACGACCUUUACAUCUCAUAUGCUCAGAUCAUGAGCCAGAGUUGCAGUGGUGCUGACGAUGACGAUGAUGAUGAUGGUGGUGACGAAGAUGGGCCUGGCUCGUCUUUCCAGGAACAAGAGAUGGAGAAGCAACAGUUACUGACGGAGCAGGCAAGACUGGCAGACCGGGGCGCAGCUGAGAUGGUGCUGUUGUACAUAAGUGCUAGCAGAGGCUGUGUUGGUCCCAUGGUUACUGAAACAAUAGAAACGGGCAUUUCUCUACUGCGGGGUGGUAACACAGACGUUCAAAAGAGGAUGUUGAAGCAUCUUAAGGACAAAAAGGAUGUUGGUUUCUUCACUUCUCUGACAGGACUCAUGCAACAGUGCAGUGUGUUGGACCUGGAUGCGUUUGAGCGCACCAACAAGGCUGAAGGUCUGGGUAUGAGCUCUGACUCAAGCCCGGGCGAGAAGAACCUACAUGAUGCCGAGUUCAUCUGUAAACUCUUCCGCUUCCUACAGCUGCUCUGUGAAGGCCACAAUCUUGAGUUCCAGAACUACCUGCGCACCCAGGCAGGUAAUAACACGACUGUGAAUAUUGUCAUCAGCACCGUAGAUUACCUCCUACGACUCCAGGAGUCGAUCAUGGACUUCUACUGGCACUAUUCUGGCAAGGACACAAUCGAUGCAGCCGGCAAGGACAAUUUCUGCCGGGCAAUCAUGGUUUCCAAACAAGUCUUUGCCUCCCUCACAGAAUAUGUCCAGGGUCCAUGUUCGCAGAACCAGCUGACACUGGCCCACUCCAGGCUGUGGGACGCUGUUGGAGGAUUCCUCUACAUCUUUGCUCACAUGCAGGAAAAACUCUCACGGGACUCGGACCAGCUGGAGUUGCUGCGGGAGUUCAUGAAGCUACAGAAGGAGAUGAUGAUCAUGCUGCUCUCCAUGCUGGAAGGCAACGUGAUGAACGGACCUAUUGGUAAACAGAUGGUCGACACACUCGUUGAAUCCUCAAGUAAUGUUGAGAUGAUCCUGAAGUUCUUUGACAUUUUCCUGAAGAUGAAAGAUUUGACCACAUCCGAGGCCUUCUUGGAGUUUGAUACAAAUAAGGAUGGCUGUAUCUCCACUAAAGAGUUUAAGAAUGCUCUCGAAUCACAAAAACUGUACACUCUGGAGGAAAUAGAGUACAUCAUGAUGUGUGUGGAUGCCAACCAGGACGGCAAGGUGGACUUCAACGAGUUUACCGACCGCUUUCACAACCCGGCCAAGGACAUUGGCUUUACCAUGGCCGUUCUCCUUACCAAUCUCUCCGAGCACAUGCCCAAUGAUCCAAGACUUGAGAGGUUCCUGGAAAAGGCGCGCUGUGUGUUAGACUACUUCCAGCCAUACCUGGGGCGUAUUGAGAUCUUGGGCGGGGCUAACCGCAUCGAGCGCGUCUACUUUGAGAUCAAACAGUCACACAUCGACCAGUGGGAGAAACCGCAGAUCAAGGAGUCUAAGCGCUCUUUCCUGCACAGCGUGGUUAACGAGGGUGGAGAUAAGGAGAAACUGGAGAGCUUUGUCAACUUCUGCGAGGACACUAUCUUUGAGAUGCAGCAUGCUACCAGUAUAAGUGCGGAGGAGCAGAGGAUAGCUGCUCUCCGGAGUGGGGCAGGAGAUGCCCGAGGAGGAGUAUUGGAGCCGGUGAAGAUGGGCUACAACUUCAUCAGGGAUGGAAUCGGCUCAUUCCUGUCGCUGUUCACAAUGUCAAACCUGCGUACCUCGUACCGAACGUUCCGCAGGAUGACGUAUUGGCAGCUGUUUGUUGCCCUUCUCAAACUCAACUUUAGACUCGCCUUCAUGAUACUUACAGUUCUCUUCCAUAUUGUAUGGACACUAUGCCGUUUCAUACUGAACAUGAUGAUGGGUGAACGUGAUGAGGGUGGGGUGGAGGGGAAUGUUCCUACUGGGCCACUGGCCCUACCUGGAAUCCCUGGCCCCACCCCAGGCGACAAACCCCUGGUUCCCCCCAUUGAGAUUGAAACGGCAGAACCCAUGAUGGCUUUCGGCGUGACCAUUACUAAAGAAGAAAAGGAAGAGGGCCAAACAAUCAGUCUAACAGAGGCACGACACCCAGUGACACCCCAGGCCAGUGUGGACCUGGAUCUCACUGGGGAUAAAUCUGCUGAGAGACAUUCUACCGCAACACCUCAAAUACGAACCACCCAGGGUGAGACACCGGUAGAGCGUGAGCUCAGCAGACAGACUAGUACAUACAGUGCUAUGGGAGGUGCGGCGGGGCCAGGCACACAGCCGGGAGCCGAUCAGGAUGAGGAUAUCAUAUAUGAAACCAAGAACUUUGACUAUGGCAAAUACAUCCUCAUAACAUUAAUCAACAUUGGGAGCCUGUUUGCCCGGAACUUUUACAACUUCAAGUACCUGGCUUUACUGCUGGCCUUCCUUAUCAACUUCAUGCUGCUCUUCUACAAGGUUUCCCGUUUAACAGGGGAACUACUUGGAACUGAAGACUCUGACGUUGAUGACAUCGCCGCUAACAUGACGGACAUGGGCGGAGAUGAAGAGGAGGAGGACGUAGAAGAGCUUGUUUCGAUGUCCGAGUCCAGUUACUACCUCGAACACGUGCUACGAUGCCUCGCGAUCUGCCACUCUCUUGCUGCUUUCUCCAUGCUUGUUGCCUACUACUGUCUUAAGGUUCCCCUUGUUAUUUUCAAACGAGAGAAGGAGAUCGCACGAAAGCUGGAGUUUGAUGGAUUGUGGAUUGCUGAACAGCCGAGCGAAGAUGAUCUGAGAUCACACUGGGAUAAACUGGUACUCAGUACGGGGUCCUUCCCUGACAGCUACUGGGACAAGUUUGUCAAGAAAAAGGUUCGCAAUCGCUAUGCAGAGCAGUAUGAGUAUGAGGCCAUCAGCAACCUGCUUGGCAUGGAGAAAUCAGACACUAUCACCAUUGACAAGGAUGAGGGAUCCGGCAUCUUCAAAUUCCUCUAUUAUGUGGACUGGCAGUAUCAGAUAUGGAAAUGGGGAGUCAUCUUCACAGAUAAUUCGUUCCUAUACAUAGCGUGGUAUUUCUGCUGGUCUUGCCUAGGAAACCUCAACUAUUUCUUCUUUGCGGCCCAUCUCCUGGACGUGGCUGUCUCUUUCAACACCCUAAGAACCAUUCUCCAGUCUGUCACACACAAUGGGAAACAGCUGAUGUUGACACUCAUGUUGCUGUGUAUUAUUGUCUACAUCUACACUGUGAUUGCCUUCAACUUCUUCCGCAAGUUUUACAUAAAAGACGAGGACGGAUCUAUCGACUACAAGUGCCAUGACAUGCUUACGUGCUUCGUGUACCAUCUGCACACAGGUGUGAGGGCUGGUGGAGGUAUUGCAGAUGAGAUCGAGCCUGCAGAUGGAGACGCAUAUGAAAUAUGGAGAAUUCUGUUCGAUAUCAGUUUCUUCUUCUUUAUCAUUGUCAUCUUGCUGGCUAUCAUUCAGGGUUUAAUCAUUGAUGCGUUUGGUGAACUGAGAGACCAGUUGGAGCAGGUCAAGGAGGAUAUGGAGUCCAAGUGCUUUAUUUGUGGUAUCGGGAAAGAUUACUUUGACAAAGUCCCACAUGGUUUUGAGACCCAUGUGGGUAACGAGCACAACUUUGCCAACUACAUGUUUUUCUUGAUGCACCUGAUUAACAAGCCGGACACAGAGUACACCGGUCAGGAGACUUAUGUGUGGGAACUGUAUCAGCAACGGUGCUGGGACUUCUUCCCUGUGGGAGACUGCUUCCGUAAACAGUACGAGGAUGAGGUCAGUGGUGCACUGAAAAGCUAACAGACGCUGUACAGAGUGUGUGUGUGUGUGGGGGGGGGGGGUCAUUGGAAUUUUAGUCAGCUGACAAUACAAUAAAGAACAGCAAAGAAGAGUUUACUGCUACACUGUAGCGAGUGUUGAAUAGCUGACACUACUUAUAACAGCAACUUGUGAUAUAUUUAUAUCAGACUUUUUUAUUAUUGAAAAAGAUUUAUGAGAUAAGGCGUUGAGCGAUUGGAGUUUGGAACAUACAUAUCUCGUGUUACUCCAGUGAAUAUUAUGAACUACAAGUAAAUAUCCAGCUUCUCUUACUUUUUGGGAGGAUUGAGUUGUGAUAUUAGAUUCUGACAUUUGAAAAACAACCAUGACCCAUAAUGCAACACUAAGGGUAAUUCUUAGAAUGGACAGCUGGCAAUGAAAUUAUUCAUAGAUAAUAGUUUGUUUGAGUAUAUUUAGUUUCCUACUUACCUGAGAGACCUUAACAUUGAGACAUGUAUAUUUGAGGCUGAAUUUAUUAGCAUACUUACUUACCUGACAGACCUAAACAUUGACACUUUGUAUAUUUUAGGCUGAUUUUAUACAUUUUGUACAAAAUUAGUGUAAGUUUUGUUUGUUAUUUUGGUGCAAUAGCUAUGCAAAUUAUGCAGAUAUCAUUGUUCAAAACAUUUUGAUUUGCUGUUCUAUCCUUUGUUAUAUUUGUACACAUGAAAGUGUUCACUAGAUGUGUUAGGAUUUAAUUGUUUAUAUUGAUUUAUAAUCAGAAUGUGCAAUAUUUAGGCAGAUGUUGUAUUAGUUGAUGUUUUCUUGCAAAUUGAAACUUGUUAUUUUAUAUUAAUUAUUUGUUACGCAUAUUUGGACACAUGUAAACAUUUACAUGUAUCAUUAUUUAUAAAAUUUCAAUUUAUUUGAUUAGAUGUAUCAUUCAUUAUAGCGUAUAUUACAAAACAACAACAUAAUAUAGAUAAUUUCAUGUGUGUUUAUCAACAUUCUUUUAACAAACUGUAGAUACAAUUUUUGAUAUUAUUCUCUUGUUACUUAACUGGUGCUAUUUGAACACCAUAAUUCUUGUUAAUUUGUUUCCCUUGUUUGGUUGAUGUGGACAUAUUUAUUAUUAUGCUAUUACACUAUUUUGUAGAGUGUUUAGAUAACACCUUAUUAGACCCCCCAGCACCUUAUGUUACAUAACACGUACACCAGGGGUCCGUUUCAAUGAGAUAUGAGUCGUAAAACUUACCCUGUUUAAGAGUGCUUGUUGAAACCCAUAAAGUUACGAAAAUAUGUGAUAAAUGUUCUUAUAUUUUUAUUAAAAUGCAGUUAACGCCAAACACAGGAUUAUAUCGAGAAAGGUAACGACCUUUAGCUUUGCGAUCUUUAUUGAGACGGGGCCCUGACCCUCUUACUGAUGUUUUACUCGUAGAUGCUCGAGGAAUGUUUUAUAGAAGGUGAAAACUUCCAUGUUUUUAAAAUAAAUUUAGACACCCACA
Molecule: messenger RNA, 17753 nt
Organism: Mya arenaria
Lineage: Eukaryota; Metazoa; Mollusca; Bivalvia; Myida; Myidae
Product: ryanodine receptor-like
Exons: 114
Coding region: 226-16290 (5354 amino acids)
Biological process (GO): intracellular calcium ion homeostasis; calcium ion transmembrane transport
Cellular component (GO): sarcolemma; Z disc; sarcoplasmic reticulum membrane
Molecular function (GO): protein binding; ryanodine-sensitive calcium-release channel activity; calcium ion binding
Source: RefSeq, a predicted model, not a curated record